AUGGCAGGCCCGCGCCUCACUGAGGAGCUAGCGCGGCAAGUCCAGGCAGAGCACGGGCGCUUGCUCCGGAGAUCGUCAGAGCGGGCCUGGCGCGAGGUGACGGCACACCUGCCUGCUGCGUCGGCGGCGGGCCGCGGGCUCCAACGCGCGGCCCAGGCGCUGCCCGGGCAGCCGGGGGCGAGGCCGCAGCGGCCGCCGGGCAAGGGGCGCCCUGCACAGGCGCUGGCCGUCGCAAGCGUCGGGGGGAUGAUCCAUUUCGGCCUCGGCGGUGGGGCCGACGUUCAGGGGAGAGCCUUCCUCUGUGAACGCCGGGCCGACAUCGGAGGCCAGCUGGUUCUUCGGAAUCUGCUGCAGGUGCCCGAUGACGGAGGAUCCAGCCACGGCGCUGCCAGGAUUCCCGUUCAGAGUGCACGGGCCGCGGGUGCCGGAGCAUGGCGCCGCGGCAUUGUUCGCGCGCAGCGACAGGGCAGGCGCGGCGUUGCACGUGCCAUCCUGGCCCACCUCGUGGGCGACAUGCCGGGCCCAGGUUGGGCUGGCCACUCACUGGGGGGUUUCAGCGCGCGCCCGCGAAGACGCGGCGCCAACGAGGAGAUGCGGAAGGCGCUCCUGCGCGCCAUCUUCGCAGAAUGCGACAAGGCCGCCGCCGUCGCGAAGCAUCGCGGUGGGGCCGCAUACCUGGCUGGAGACUUCAACCCGCCCACGGACGCAGACCCGCUGGUCCGCGGCCUGCUGGCCGCCGGGGACAUGAUCGAAAGCGCGCCGCAGGAGGAGCUCCAAUUCCACGGGGGUGCGCUUGCUUUGCGCGAGGCGCCCAGCGAGCGCAGCGGCGACCUCUUCCGCGCCCUGCGCAUGGAGGUCGAGCCCCCGCUGCAAUGCGACUUGCGGCGGAGUGCAUCAGAGGACAGCGGCGAGAGCGCGCUGGCGGCGGCAGCCUGGGCGCGGCGCCUCGGACCGGCCACGGCCGAGCGGGCUGCCGGCCUGGGCCGCGCGGCGCGCGGGCGCGGAGGCGAGGGGCGGAGCGACCGGGCGCUCCGCGUGGAGGCAGACGCGCUGCGCGACGUCGCCGCGGCAGCGCGGCGCCUCGAGGCCGCGGGCAAAGCGCUCAGGCGGCCCACCUCGAGCGCGACACCCAGCCCCCCGAUCCGGAGCGCCCUGCCCAGCUCGACGGGCCCGCGGCAGUCUAGAUGGCGCCGCAAGGUAUUACGGUAUAUCCCUGGGAGAGUCUGGCCGCCGCGGGUAGGCGAGCGGGGCCAGGAGCACCGCGGUGGGCUCGCAAGGGCGAUGGGCAGCAUCCGCGCCGAGGCCGUCGAUGACCUGCAGCGCUGGGCGGCGACCGACGCACGCGCCCCGGGAGAAAUGAAGGCGGGGCCCAGGCAAAUCCGCGUCGAAUCGCACUGCAGGGGCCUGCCGCGCGCGUCGGUCCUCUGCGGCCACCCCGCAAUGACCCAGAGCCUGCUCAACAUGAUGCCCUUGGCGAUCCGUCGCGGGGCGGCGGCCGACCUCCGGUUGGAGCAGGCGCUUGGGUUGCUGCUCAUGGAGCUCUUCGCAGACGAAGCAGAAGCCCUUGACUCCCAGGACCGCCGCGAAGCCCUCGUAGCGAGCAGCCGCAAGGCCAGGAUAGGAGGCGAGGCGCGGCUGCAACUGGAGACAAUGCUGGCCCACGACGCCGUCACGGCGGCGGCCCGCGGCCAGUGGCCCCGCAGAUUUAAGCCGAAGGUCGGAAUGCCAGACGGCCGCAAGCUGAACCCCAUCCUAUACUGCAUGGGA
Prorocentrum cordatum is the source of this 1767-nucleotide messenger RNA. The record is from the annotation of a GenBank genome assembly. Lineage: Eukaryota; Dinophyceae; Prorocentrales; Prorocentraceae.